AAUUCGUCUUCAUUUUCGUGAUGUCGGUUGUCUUCGCUGUUUCUAACCAGCAGAGAGCGCCAAGGCCGAGGACGCUCGUUUGGCUCACGCCUUACAGCCCAUCCCAUAACCCCGUCCUCGCCAAUUACCAGCCAGUUUACGAACAUAACAUCCAAGACGAGAUUCCAACAAAAUUAACUCCCCAUUCAUUCCGCCGUAAACACAAACCUUCGAUCCCGGCCUCCUAUUUUCAAAACGAAGAUUAUUACUCUGCCCUAACAUCCGAUGACGAUCGUAACAACGCCGAAAACGAUGACGAUCAAGAUGAUUAUCCAGACAUCCAGUCGAGAAUCAAAUGGUUCAAUGGAUUCAAUAAAGGAUUCAAGAAUAAAGGCUUCCAUCACGACGCCGGGAGAUUCUUUUACAGCAGCACCAUCAACAAUCCUUUCUUCAAAACGGCUACGUUCACAAUCACAUCGACGGUGACCACCCUCGCCUCUGUCGCCCUUUGCGUUCCGGCUAACAAUCUAGCGGCCAAUCCAGCACCGACUUGCGCCGGCCGCAAGAAACGUGAAAUUGACGAUUCCACCACUGGCCUUGAUGACAAUCAAUUUGCCAUCGAACCAUCAGAGACUAUAGAACUGAUUCCGACGGCUCUUCCGUCAGAUGUUAGUCUGGCACGCGAAUCUCGAGUGAUGAUGCACACGCAGAAGAAGACGAGUCCUCAGCGCGUAAUUUCGUCUAAAGAUGAAGCGAUUAAGCCAUUUGAAAUGCCAUCCGAAGGAGACGAGAGUAAUUUAAGAGAGAAACGUAUUUUUGGUAACACUGGCUUCGCAGCGUCUACGACGUUGACGUCGUACUCGUUCAUCGGAGCUACUGUAACCAGCACAGUUCUCCUAGAUCCAACAGGAAUGAACGUCGCCGUCUGUAUACCAUCUGGCUAUGUUGUUUGUGCAUAAACAACAUUAUUCGGC
This is a messenger RNA of Daphnia carinata, 953 nucleotides long. RefSeq lists its product as uncharacterized. The transcript is spliced from 3 exons. Bases 21 to 938 code for a protein of 305 amino acids. NCBI's taxonomy places the organism in Eukaryota, Metazoa, Arthropoda, Branchiopoda, Diplostraca, Daphniidae. The record is from RefSeq and is a predicted model, not a curated record.